GCACCACCUCACUCAGCUCCUGUUGGCUGCCAUUGCCGCUAAAGAUGCCAGCCGCUGGCCAUGGCCUACGCCGCACAGCUUGGAGCCCUCACUGAGGAGCUCAUCGAAGCCGUCACGGGCCUUUCUCGCAAGACAAAAUCGAGGCGUUACAGAGCCAUCUACGACGCCACACUGCACAAGAUCAAGUCGCAGGCCUAUCUCCGCGUCAACCAGUUCGAGAUCCAGCACACGCUCGACGGGCUUGAGGAGCGGUUCCGCGUCAACAACCGCGAUGACCUCGCCGACGCUUUCCGCGACAGCCUAGACCGGCUGGAAGAGCACGAGUCCAAGUGGCACCCAGAGAUACUGGCGCUGCUCCUGGGACUGUCCGACCAACCGACUUUCAAGACGAAGCUCAGCGACCUGGAUGCUGUGCGACAGCGCGAAGAGCGGCAGGCCCAGGCCUUCAACUGGGAUGACGUCGCACGAGAAGAUGGUUGGGAUGAGGACGAGCUCCUCUGGCAGACGAUUGAUUACAGCCGCGAUUCAGACGACGACGACGAUGACGACGACGACGAUGGCGAAGCUGCCCAAGACGAGCUGGACGACGAAACGCUCCUUGACGUGCCGCUCAUUUACGCUUACGACAUUGAUCAUAGCCUGCACAAAGAGGGCAGGACUGCUACUGACUGCAUCAUCCAGCCCGAGGAUACGGAACUGCUCAAGGAGCUUCAGUCGACGCAGCAAUGGAGAACCGACGUACCCCAAAAGGAUGACAUAGGGACUGUCCAGAAAAUUGCCAUUUCGGAGACGCACAUUGUCAGGGAAAUCCUCUUCAUGCUCCAGGGACUCAAAACGUCUCUUUUCAACGAUACCACUGGCUUGCCGGAGCCAAACUACUACAUGCAACACGUCAGUUGGGAGACGUACAAGGCUGUGAUACACGGCAUUGCAGAGUCUGGCUGGCGCAUACUGCUGCUUCGGAGAUUUGUGAGCCAUCCGCAGGCCAUUCCGCAUCUCCAGGCCUUUCAAGACUGCAUCGCAAAACGACUUCGGGACUUUGACAUCAAGCUGUCGGAGAUCGAAGCUCGCUUUGCUGCUCCUUCGGACGAGGUCAUGUUCACGUUGCUGUCUGUUCAGGGGGAGAUUGCCCCCUGGCUGCAGCCCCUGCUUGUGCUUUCCAACAUCAUUGCGCAGAUCCAGGAGACGUCGAGCUCGGACACGUUCCGGUACCUUGAGCUCCUGUACGACGAGACGACGCUGGCGCAGCUCAGAGGCGAAAUGUCCACGUAUGAGUUUCUCGCCCGCAUUUUUCUCGACUGCUUCCAGGUCUACAUCCGGCCGAUCCGUCACUGGAUGGACGAAGGGCGCAUCUCGUCGGAAAAUGAAAUCUUCUUCGUCCUCGAGAGCCCCAACAAAGUGCCCAUGAGCAAUAUCUGGCAAGAUCGGUUCAAGCUCCGCCAAACCGCAGAGGGGAGUCUGCAUGCUCCCAAAUUCCUCAAGCCCUCUGCGCAAAGGAUAUACAAUGCCGGCAAAAACAUUGUUGUGCUGCGACUCCUGGGCAAGUAUGAGCUGGGCAGCUCGUCUCUCGUCGAGGAGCCAUCCCUUGCUUUUGAGCACGUCUGCCCGCAAGGACUCGGCCUCGCCACGUUUCCAGACCUCUUCGGUGCGGCCUUUAAUCGGUGGAUCCAGAGCAAGUACCGCAAAACAUCCACCACGCUGAAGGACGCUCUAUUUGAAUUGUGCGAGCUCUCGUCGUCAUUGGAUGCGCUGCAGGCGCUCUUUCUCAUGUCGGACGGACACGCCGCCGCCUCAUUCACGGAUCAGCUGUUCGAUAAGCUGGAAAAUCUGAAUCCGGUGUGGUAUGAUCGCUUUGCCCUUGUCGGGACUGCGCAGGAUGCGUUUAUGCAGCUGGUGGACGUGAGCCGUCUCUCUGUGAGUGUCCACGUCCAGGGCACGCGCAUGACGGUGACGGACGCCCGAGGGUCGAUACGGGCUGCUCUGCCGCAUCUAAGGGUCGACUAUCGACUUUCAUGGCCGGUUCAAAUUGUGGUCUCGGAAGAGAGCAUGGAAAAGUAUCGAGCCAUAUUCACUCUGCUUCUGCAGCUCCGACGAGCGAUUCACGUCCUCCACAAGCCCAAGAUCCUCGACAACUACAUGACUGAUACGGAAGUUUGGGACGAGCGGGCCCUGUUCUACACCGCUCGCGGAAAGCUGCUCUGGUUUUGCACCACGGUCCAGUCAUACCUGGCGACGCUCGUCCUGGAGCCCAACGAACGGGCAAUGCGGCGCGAGCUGAUGAUGGCUGAAGAUGUCGACUCCAUGAUAUCGGUGCACGCCGCCUAUCUGGAGCAGAUGAUUGAGCAGGCUUGUCUGGGGAGCAAGAUGGCGCCCAUUCACGAGCGCAUGCUCGACAUGUUGGACCUGGCCAUCCACCUCGAGCUGGCAAGAGAGGGGAAAGCCGCGUGGGACGGGACCGAGCCCUCUCACAUGUUCAGGAAAGAGGAUGAGAGCGACGAGGGAGAGGGGAGGGAGGAGGGGCUGACCAGUGAGGAUUACAUGGAGUGGCUGGAGGAGAUUAACGCUGAUUUCGAGGAGCAUCUUGGCUUUGUGUGUUUGGAGCUGAAGAGCGCCGCGAGGGCGUCGAGUGAUGCGCAGUCUGCCAAGUGGGAUAUUCUGGCAGACAUGUUGCAAGCGGGCGAUGUUAGAAAUAGGGGCUGA
Messenger RNA from Trichoderma reesei QM6a, 2700 nucleotides. RefSeq lists its product as uncharacterized. Bases 61 to 2700 code for a protein of 879 amino acids. Gene Ontology annotation, molecular function: microtubule minus-end binding; gamma-tubulin binding. The record is from RefSeq and is a predicted model, not a curated record. The transcript has 2 exons. Gene Ontology annotation, biological process: meiotic cell cycle; mitotic cell cycle; microtubule nucleation. NCBI's taxonomy places the organism in Eukaryota, Fungi, Ascomycota, Sordariomycetes, Hypocreales, Hypocreaceae. Gene Ontology annotation, cellular component: equatorial microtubule organizing center; spindle pole; centrosome.